AAGAGCCGGGGGGAAGUCUUUUGUGAUGACACAAGCUGGUUACACUGGCGCCUGGCUUUUUGGCGCUGCAGUUUGAGAUUCAACUGUUCCGUUGGAUGUUUCUAGUUGUGUAAUAACAGGAGAACAAAACCAACUUAUUUUUUAACUUUUAUUUGGAAAAAAACAAUUGUAUAUUUCCUUCAACGUCUACCUCAAAGUAAACGAGUCGCCCUGCUGUCAACAUGUACGUCAUUAAACGAGAUGGACGCCUGGAGGGAGUUACCUUUGACAAGAUUACCUCUCGCAUUCAGAAGCUUUGUUAUGGACUCAACACUGACUUCGUCGACCCUGCCCAGAUUACGAUGAAGGUGAUUCAGGGUCUUUACAGUGGGGUCACCACUGUGGAACUGGAUGUUCUGGCAGCAGAGACGGCAGCCACUCUCACCACCAAACAUCCAGACUACGCCAUUCUAGCUGCACGAAUAGCUGUGUCCAACCUGCAUAAAGAGACCAAGAAAGUUUUCAGCGAUGUGAUGGAAGACCUGUACAACUACGUCAACCCUCUGAACAAACGACACUCCCCGAUGAUCUCCAAAGAGACGUUGGACAUCAUCAGUGAAAACAAAGCUCGCCUCAACUCAGCCAUUAUUUACGACAGAGACUUUUCCUACAACUUCUUUGGCUUUAAGACUCUUGAGCGGUCGUAUUUGCUGAAGAUUAACAGCAAAGUCGCUGAGAGGCCGCAGCACAUGCUGAUGAGAGUAGCCGUUGGAAUCCAUCAAGGAGACAUCGAUGCAGCCAUAGAAACCUAUAACCUGCUGUCAGAGAAGUGGUUCACCCACGCCUCACCCACACUGUUCAACGCAGGCACCACCAGGCCGCAGCUCUCCAGCUGUUUCCUGCUCACCAUGAGAGACGACAGCAUUGAAGGCAUCUACGAUACUUUGAAACAGUGUGCUCUCGUCUCCAAAUCAGCCGGUGGCAUUGGACUCGCAGUCAGUUGUAUCAGAGCAACAGGCAGCUACAUUGCAGGGACCAAUGGCAGAUCCAACGGGCUGGUCCCAAUGCUGCGAGUCUUUAAUAACACUGCCCGCUACGUCGACCAAGGAGGAAACAAGAGACCUGGAGCCUUCGCUGUGUAUCUGGAGCCGUGGCACUCUGACGUGUUUGACUUCUUAGAACUGAAGAAGAACACGGGGAAAGAGGAACAGAGGGCCAGAGACCUGUUCUUUGCUCUGUGGAUCCCAGACCUCUUCAUGAAACGGGUGGAAACUAAUCAGGACUGGUCUCUGAUGUGUCCCAGUGAAUGUCCAGGUCUGGAGGACUCCUGGGGGGAGGAGUUUGAGGAGCUCUACACCAGGUAUGAGAAGGAGGGCCGGGCGAGGCGUGUGGUGAAGGCUCAGCAGCUGUGGCACGCCGUCAUUGAGUCACAGACAGAAACAGGAACUCCCUACAUGCUCUACAAGGACGCCUGCAACAGGAAGAGCAACCAGCAGAACCUGGGAACCAUCAAAUGUAGUAACCUGUGCACAGAGAUCGUGGAGUUCACCAGUAAGGACGAGGUGGCCGUGUGUAACUUGGCCUCCAUCGCCCUCAACAUGUUCGUGACCCAGGAGAGAACCUUUGACUUCAAAAAGCUGGCGUCCGUCACCAAAGUCAUCGUCAAGAACCUCAAUAAGAUCAUUGACAUCAACUACUACCCGGUGCCCGAGGCCGAGCGGUCCAACAGGCGACACAGACCCAUUGGCAUCGGUGUCCAGGGUCUGGCCGAUGCCUUCAUUCUCAUGCGCUAUCCCUUUGAAAGCCCAAAGGCCCAGUUACUGAACAUUCAGAUCUUUGAGACCAUCUACUACGCCGCCCUGGAGGCCAGCUGUGAACUGGCAGAGAGGUUCGGUACCUACGAAACCUAUCCUGGUUCUCCUGUCAGCAAGGGAAUCCUCCAGUUUGACAUGUGGGGUAAAACCCCGACUGACCUGUGGGACUGGAGCUCACUCAAGGAGAACAUUUCCAAACACGGUGUGAGGAACAGCCUACUGCUGGCUCCCAUGCCCACGGCGUCCACCGCCCAGAUCCUGGGCAACAACGAGUCCAUAGAAGCCUACACCAGCAACAUCUACAGCCGCAGAGUUCUCUCUGGAGAGUUCCAGAUUGUGAAUCCUCACCUGCUGAAGGACCUGACGGAACGAGGACUGUGGAGCGACCGGAUGAAGAACCAGCUCAUCGCUCACAACGGCUCCAUCCAGGACAUCGCAGAGAUUCCUGACGAUCUGAAGCAGCUUUAUAAAACGGUGUGGGAAAUCUCCCAGAAAACUGUCCUGAAGAUGGCAGCAGAUCGCGGCGCUUACAUCGACCAGAGCCAGUCUCUCAACAUCCACAUAGCCGAGCCCAACUACGGCAAACUGAGCAGCAUGCACUUCUAUGGCUGGAAGCUGGGCCUGAAGACAGGCAUGUAUUACCUGAGGACCAAACCUGCUGCAAACCCCAUUCAGUUCACUGUGAACAAGGAGAAGCUGAAGGAGGCGCAGGCAGCCAGGAGUGUGGAGGAGUCAGAGGAGGAGACCAGGGAGCGGAACACUGCUGCUCUGGUCUGCUCUUUAGCCAACAAGGAUGAGUGUCUGAUGUGUGGCUCCUAACUCACACACACACAUUUACUGACAAAUGAACUGGUUUUAAAACCAAGUGUUAAUUAUCUUCAUCGGUACAGUUUGUAAUUAAAUGUUAAUGUUUUCAUCGUGGGAUUAAAUUUGUUGUAUUUAUAGAAUCAUCAAUGUGAUUUAAAUGAACGGAGGAAUUUUUUCUGAUGUAAUAAAUGUUUUUGGGUUUUUUUUAUAUAAACAUCACAUCAGUCUGUAUUUAAAGUGUGAAGAGAAAUAAAGUUUUUAUACAAA
Molecule: messenger RNA, 2867 nt
Organism: Cynoglossus semilaevis (tongue sole)
Lineage: Eukaryota; Metazoa; Chordata; Actinopteri; Pleuronectiformes; Cynoglossidae
Product: ribonucleoside-diphosphate reductase large subunit-like
Exons: 19
Coding region: 222-2612 (796 amino acids)
Biological process (GO): deoxyribonucleotide biosynthetic process
Cellular component (GO): ribonucleoside-diphosphate reductase complex
Molecular function (GO): ribonucleoside-diphosphate reductase activity, thioredoxin disulfide as acceptor; ATP binding
Source: RefSeq, a predicted model, not a curated record